AUGAAUAAAGAAUAGGAUUCUGCUAAUUCAUCAGUAGAUAGUGUUGAAAUGAGAUAAAUUAGUGAUCAACAAUUAGAACAUGUUAAUAAUGGUGUUUAAUUGCAAACAGCUAAAUAGAAAGCAAUGACAAUAUCAUUAAUAAGUAUAUUUUCUGAUUGAAUUACGAAUAGGAAAUAAGAAAUAAGUAGAGGAUAUUUAUGAAUAUUACAAGAGUAAUGAGAUAUAGCCUGAAGAAAAAUUGAAAUUAUUACAAAAAGUAUACAAUGACGAUGUAGUUGAACAUAGUGCUGAUUCCAAGGAAGUUAAAUAAGCUGAAAUGACUUUGCCUGGAUUUUAUAGAAUAUGUAAAUGAAAUGCAAUAUAUAAUUAGUUCAUGAAACAAUUCCAAUAUUAUAUCCAAAUACAUCAGGUAUAAUAUUUUGGAAGGCAUGGGUUGGAAUUAUAAUUUUGUUUUUUUUUUAUGAAAUACCAAUCUAUAUUUCAUUUGAUAAAGAAGUUUGGGAUGUAAAGAUUGAUAUAAUUUUAGUUUAUACCUGAAUGGGCUAAGAUCUUAAUUGCUGUAUUGGCUGUUGUGACAUUUUCAAUAGAUAUGUGCAUAGAAUUUCAUAUGGCUUACUAUUCACAUGGAAAUCUAAUAAUUGAUAGAGCUAAGAUAGCUCAUAGAUAUUUAUAAUCAAGGUUUUUAUUUGAUUUGAUUGCAACUUCAGCCUUAUUAAUUAGAUCAAUUAUGUAGACCUAUAAUGAGAGAUGGUUGUAUCUCUUUUUCUAUUUGAAAUAUCCAUCAUUAACUAGAAUAUCAUUUUAAUUUGGUGAGAUAGUAAUGUUACACAGAAGAGUAAGAACAAUAUAUUAAAUUGCUAAAGUGCUAGCAGUUUUAUAAUUUGUUUUUAUUGUAUAUGCAUGUAUUUGGUAUUUGGCAUGUUUAUAUGCAACAAAUAAUGGAUACAAUUCUUGGUUGACUCAUGAAGGUAAUUUUGGUGCUAUUAGUGAACUGACUUAGAUUUAAAAAUUCUUCUACUCUUAUUAUUUCAGUGUGGGUACAACAACAACAACAAUGGGAUAUGGAGACAUGUAACCACUUAAUACUUUUGAAGUGUUGGUUGGUAUGGGAGGUAUAUUAUUUGCAGUUUUAAUAUUUGCUGUGAUGGUCAAUAUCAUAUUUAAAAUAUUGGAAGAAUAUGCUAUAUAUGAUAUCAAACGAUAUUAACAAAGGUUAAUAAUUAAUAGAUACAUGAUGGUAAAAGAUGUACCAUAACAACUCAGAGAACGUGUUAGAUAAUAUUUGAAUGAACAUUGGUAUUAAGAAGGUAAUAGGGAUAUUUAAGGAGAAUAAGAGAUUAUAGGUGAAUUAGCACCAGAAUUAAAAGCUGAAUUGUAAUUAGCUAGUUGUGGGAAGAUACUUCUAUAAAUACCAUUAUUUUGUACAAAUUUUUCAAGAGGAUUUCUUAGAGAAUUAUCAUCUACCAUAUAAGAAAUGAAUUAUGCAGAAUAUGAAAUUAUAUUCUUAGGAGAGGAUCCUUAAAUUUUGGAUGAUCAAUCAAUAUAUUUCAUCAAUUUAGGAUAAAUAGCCAUAUUCCCUAAUAAUUUUAAUAAAUAAUUAUUAUUAAAGAAGUUGGGAAAGGGAGAAUACUUUGGAGAAUACUCAUUUCUUACUGGAUUUGAGAGAAAAGCAUCAGCUUAGGCUCUAUAAUAUAGUUAAUUAUACAAGAUAAGUAGAGAGGAUUUCUUAUGUACACUGGCUAAAUUUAAUGAAGAUUAUGAGAAGUAUUGGAUGAUUUUAGAUAAAAUUGAAUUUUAAAAGGAUUUUUCAGCUAUAGGAUAAUGUUAUACAUGCUAAUCUACAGCUCAUUAUAGUACUGAAUGUGAAGUGACUCAUUUGGUAGUGGAUGUGAAUAAAUUAAUUGUGUAUAAUCAAGAUAAAUAGGAUAGAAAGAAAUUCAAAAGGAAAGAGAAGAAGAAAUGGUAGACUUUUGUAAGAAUUGAAUGUUUUAAGAGAGAGGAAUUGAAUAAUAUAUAAAUAGGAUUUAAGUAGGAAAUGGAGGAGAAGUUGAAAGAAAUUGAUGAAGUAUAGGAACAUUUAGAUGAUGAUGAAUUUAAGAAGUUUUAGAAUAUUUUAAAAACUAAUUUUGAUACUUAUACAAAUUAAUAUGAAGUGAAGGAAGGUCUAUAAGGUAUGGAUUAGGCAUUUUAAUUUACUAAUUAUUUCACUGAAAAUAAUUAUGCAAAUCAAACUGAAUUUAUCAAUACCCAAGUUCAGAUGAAGUAACCAACUCGUUUGUCCAUCAUUCGUAGUAAAUAAGUAUCAUAAUAGAGAAGUAGAUAAUCAUCUGUAUAAUAGUGAUAUUAUUUUAAUUUAAUUUAUUUGUAAUUAUAACAUAGUUGGUAAAUACAAAUUUAAAUUUAUUAUUUAACAAUCUAUGAAAUUGGUUUGUCGUUUGAGGCCAUAACCAAACAAUACUUCAACCAGCAGUAUCAAUUCUAGAAAAGAAGUAAGAACUAACAUCUUUGCAGGUGUCUUAUCUAAUGAAUGUAUUUACAAACAAUUAUCAUAUAGCUCCUUAGACACUUGUGGUUAGUUCUAGAAAUGCUAUAUCUCAAAAGAUCAUUUAAGAGUAUCUAAAGAGUGAUUCUGAUAUUAUGAAAUAGCGUUAAUCAAUUAUUGAAAAUGCAGAUCUCUUCCAAUUUGAUUAAGUUUUUGGAGAAAAGGCCAACUAACAAUUAAUAUAUGAUUAAAUAAUGGCGAGUAAGGUUAAUGGAUUGGUUUUGGGAAAUUCAAGUACCUUACUUGUUGUUGGAGGACCUGAAAGUGGAAAGAAAUAUACUUUGAAAGGGGAAGACAAAGGCUAAGAGAAAGGAUUAGCUCUUUUGGUUGUUGAAAACACUUUAAAUCUAAUAGAAGGAUCUAAGUAACUUAAAGGUAAAGGAAAACUAUUUUGCUCAAUUUCUUUAGUUAAUAAUGUUGAAACAGUAGAUAUGAUAGGAUCUACUAGAAGUUAAACAAUCAAAAGUAGUUGGAUAAAAAGUGGUAAUGAAUUUAAAAAGAUGUUCAAUUAAAGUUUAUUUUAAUAUAAAUAAUAUGUGAAAGAACAUCCUGAAACAAAAAAUAAUCAUUUAUUUGUUAAAUUUGUGAUUUAAUAAGACAAAUAGGAGAUAUCUUAAUUACAUUUAAUUCUUUUGAAUGAAUUCAGAAGAGUUACCCAAGAGGCCAAAGACUUUUAAGCAAAAUUAAAAUAAUUAUUAAUCUAAUAGUAAGAUAUAUAAGAAAGAGAACUGGAUACAAAAACACUUUAAUAAUUAUAUCUAGCAUUAAGAGAGAUCAAAUUUAAUAAUAUUACAGCACUUUUUUGUGUAUCUUAAGUAUAAUAGGAUCAUAUUACUGCUUAUAUGACUUUACAAUUUGCAGAGGAAUUAAGAUAAUCAGCAAAGGGAUAGUAGAGUUAAAGAAUUGCCUUGUCCUAAAUUGAGAAUUAGUCUAGGGCAUAAUUAGGUAGAGAUUAUGGUCUAUAGUAAUAAUAAGUCACACCAAAGUUAUCUGUUAUUGAUGAAUAACAAUCUCGAAUUAUUAAACCUGGAUCUGAUCAAUUAAACUAUUCAAAGUGUUAAAGUAUGAUAGAAAGACAACCUAGUAGAUUGGAAGCUAAUUGUUCUAAAUAAUUUCAAGAGAUAAAGGAAUUACUUAAGGAGAAGGAUGAUUAUAAGUAUUUUGAUAAUUUAGAUUGUUAGAGUUUUGAGGUUCGAAAAAGAGUUAAAAAAUUUGUAUGAUGAGAAUACAAGAUUAUAAAGUAAAGUUUAUCAAUUGGAAGAUUCAUUAAAACAUAGGGAUUUGUUGAUUUAAUAAUUGGAAAAUCAUAUUGAUGAAAAUAGAAGAUAAAUGGAAUUAGACAAUAAUUAAAUAUCAUUAAAAAAAUAGAAAGAUAAUGUAGUAGGAGAAUAGAAUUAAACACUUACUUAAUUAAAUUUAUAAUUGGUACAUAGUAAUGAAGAGUGUGAAUUAUUGAAGUAGAAAGUGAGAAUGUUAGAAAAUGAAAUUGAGAUGAUGAAGGAUUAAGAAUUUACAAAUAUCAAACAUUAUGAGAAGAGAGAGGAUGAAUUUAUGGGUUUAAUAUAAUAGGAAUAAGAAAGGAAUAAGUAAUUAUAUUAAGAAUUGGAUUAUUUUGCAGUAGAAUUAAAGAGUAGAGAACAAUAAUUAUAGGCAACUGAAGAUAAUGUAAAAACAUUAAAUAAGGUGAUUGAAGAAUAAUGUAAAAGAGUAGAUGAUGAGAAAUAAAAGAGUAAGGAGUUAAAUGAAUGUAUCAAUAGUUUAAAGUAGAAACAAGAAGAAUACAUAAAAGAAUGUAAUUAGACAGAAUAGAGAUUUACAAAAUUGAAGGUUAGAUUGGAUACAGAAAAUGCUUAAUUAAAGGCUGAGAAGGAUAAGUAUCAUAAAUAAUACAAGGAUAAGUUGAAGAAAUAUAAGAUGGCUAUGAAAUUGUUGGAGUAGGAAAAUAGUUAGAUGAAAAUGGAUAGAGUUAAAUUAUAAACAGAAAAUGAUUAAUUAUAUGGGAUAUCUAAAUAGUUGGAGAGUUAAUUAGGUAGAGUACAUAGUGAGAGUACAGAAAGGAAUGGGGGAAGAUAGGAUCAUUAUGAAUAGGAUAAGAUAAGAUAAUAGAAUCUACAAUUAAAUAGUUAAUUGAAACAAGCUGAUUAUGAAGUAAAUAUAAUCUAAUAAUUUAGAUUUAACAUUUAUCUUUGGAGUUGAAUAAUGCAAUUUAAGAAUUGGAGAGAGUCAGUGCAGAGUAUAAUGGACUUCAGAAGGAGAAUAAAAGAUUAUAAUAAUAGGUAGAAGAGAAACAAUCAGAAGCUAAGUAGAAUGAAUUUAUGAUUGAGAAAGUUGUUUAAUUAAGUGAUAAAUAAUUAGAUGAUUUGGAAGGGAAAUUUAAUAAAUUAACAGCUUAGGUUAAUGGUUUAUAACAUGAGAAAAAGUCAUUGAUUAUUGAAAAUUAGAAUUUGAAAUAGUAAUUAGAAUAAUUAGAGGGAAAUGAUAUUGUUUUAGAGAAGAGAAUUAUGAAGUUAAAGAAGGAGAAUAAAGAUCUUAGCAAUUAGAUUACAUAAUUGAAUUCAAAUAUGAAGGAGAUAAUAGUGGAAAAACAUGGAGAAAUGAGAAAUCCUUCAUACAAUAGAUUAUAAUAAUAAUAAUUGUAGAAUCAAUCUUAUAGAUCUUAAAGAUUAAUUGAUAAUGAUGAUGAUAGUGAUAGUGAUAUUUGA
This is a messenger RNA of Paramecium pentaurelia, 5244 nucleotides long. NCBI's taxonomy places the organism in Eukaryota, Ciliophora, Oligohymenophorea, Peniculida, Parameciidae. The record is from the annotation of a GenBank genome assembly.